Molecule: messenger RNA, 10186 nt
Organism: Lynx canadensis (Canada lynx)
Lineage: Eukaryota; Metazoa; Chordata; Mammalia; Carnivora; Felidae
Gene: NSD3
Product: nuclear receptor binding SET domain protein 3
Exons: 24
Coding region: 106-4449 (1447 amino acids)
Biological process (GO): regulation of DNA-templated transcription
Cellular component (GO): chromatin; nucleus
Molecular function (GO): histone H3K36 methyltransferase activity
Source: RefSeq, a predicted model, not a curated record
UCCGUGUCUCUCCUGUGAUCGUACUGACACGGCCGGGGGGUUAGAAUGGAACAAACUGAAGGCCCGAUGAGAGAAAGGGAAAGUUAAGGAUGCUGGAGCAGAACAAUGGAUUUCUCUUUCUCUUUCAUGCAAGGGAUCAUGGGAAACACAAUUCAGCAACCACCUCAACUCAUUGACUCCGCCAACAUCCGUCAGGAGGAUGCCUUUGAUAACAACAGUGACAUUGUUGAAGAUGGUGGCCAGACACCAUAUGAAGCUACCUUGCAGCAAGGCUUUCAGUAUCCACCUACAACAGAAGAUCUUCCUCCACUCACAAAUGGCUAUCCACCAUCGAUCAGCAUGUAUGAAACUCAAACCAAAUACCAGUCAUAUAAUCAGUAUCCCAAUGGGUCAGCCAAUGGCUUUGGUGCAGUUAGAAACUUUAGCCCCACUGACUAUUACCAUUCAGAAAUUCCAAACACAAGACCACAUGAAAUUCUGGAAAAACCUUCUCCUCCACAGCCACCACCUCCUCCUUCGGUACCACAAACUGUGAUUCCAAAGAAGACUGGCUCACCUGAAAUUAAACUAAAAAUAACCAAAACUAUCCAGAAUGGCAGGGAAUUGUUUGAGUCUUCCCUUUGUGGAGACCUUUUAAAUGAAGUACAGGCAAGUGAGCACACAAAAUCAAAGCAUGAAAGCAGAAAGGAAAAGAGGAAAAAAAGCAACAAGCAUGACUCAUCUAGAUCUGAAGAGCGCAAGUCACACAAAAUCCCCAAAUUAGAACCAGAGGAACAAAAUAGACCAAAUGAGAGGAUUGACACUGUGUCAGAAAAACCAAGAGACGAUCCAGUACUAAAAGAGGAACCCCCGGUUCAGCCAAUAUUAUCUUCUGUUCCAACAACAGAAGUGUCAGCUGGUGUUAAGUUCCAGGUUGGCGAUCUUGUUUGGUCUAAGGUGGGAACCUAUCCUUGGUGGCCUUGCAUGGUUUCAAGUGAUCCCCAGCUCGAGGUUCAUACCAAAAUUAACACAAGAGGUGCCCGGGAAUAUCACGUCCAAUUUUUUAGCAACCAGCCAGAGAGGGCCUGGGUUCAUGAAAAGCGAGUACGAGAGUAUAAGGGUCAUAAACAGUAUGAAGAAUUAUUGGCUGAAGCAACCAAACAAGCCAGCAAUCACUCUGAGAAACAAAAGAUUCGGAAACCCCGACCUCAGAGAGAACGUGCUCAGUGGGAUAUUGGCAUUGCCCAUGCAGAGAAAGCAUUGAAAAUGACCCGAGAGGAAAGAAUAGAACAGUAUACUUUUAUCUAUAUUGAUAAACAGCCCGAGGAGGCUUUAUCCCAAGCAAAAAAGAAUGUUGCCUCCAAAGCCGAAGUUAAGAAAACACGAAGACCAAGGUCAGUGCUGAAUACUCAGCCGGAACAGACCGAUGCAGGUGAGGUGGCCUCCUCACCAUCAAGUACUGAAAUUCGGAGACAGAGCCAGAGGCGGCACACAAGUGUGGAAGAGGAAGAACCACCUCCUGUUAAAAUAGCCUGGAAAACGGCUGCAGCGAGGAAAUCUUUACCAGCUUCCAUUACAAUGCACAAAGGGAGCCUGGAUUUGCAGAAGUGUAACAUGUCUCCAGUUGUGAAAAUUGAACAAGUGUUUGCUCUUCAGAAUGCUACAGGAGAUGGGAAAUUUAUCGAUCAAUUUGUUUAUUCAACGAAGGGAAUUGGUAACAAAACGGAAAUAAGUGUCAGGGGACAAGACAGACUUAUCAUUUCCACACCAAACCAGAGAAGUGAAAAGGCAACUCAGAAUAUAUCAUCUCCUGAAGCAACAUCUGGUCCUACAGGCUCAGUAGAAAAGAAGCAACAGAGAAGAUCAAUUAGAACUCGUUCUGAAUCAGAGAAAUCCACUGAGGUUGUGCCAAAGAAGAAGAUCAAAAAGGAGCAGGUUGAAACAGUUCCUCAGGCUACAGUGAAGACUGGAUUACAGAAAGGUGCCAGCGAGAUUUCAGAUUCCUGUAAACCUCUAAAGAAAAGGAGUCGCGCCUCCACUGAUGUAGAAAUGACUAGUUCAGCAUACAGAGACACGUCUGACUCCGAUUCUAGAGGACUGAGUGACCUGCAGGUAGGCUUUGGAAAGCAAGUAGAUAGCCCUUCUGCUACUGCAGAUGUAGAUGUUUCUGAUGUGCAGUCCGUGGAUUCAAGUUUGUCAAGAAGAGGCAUUGGAAUCAGUAAGAAGGACACUGUGUGUCAGAUCUGUGAAAGCUCUGGUGACUCUCUGAUUCCUUGUGAGGGAGAGUGCUGCAAACACUUUCACCUGGAGUGCCUGGGAUUGGCAUCACUCCCUGAUGGAAAGUUCAUCUGUGUGGAAUGUAAAACCGGACAGCACCCAUGUUUUUCAUGUAAAGUGUCUGGUACAGAUGUGAAGCGUUGCUCUGUUGGUGCUUGUGGGAAAUUUUAUCAUGAAGCCUGUGUUCGCAAAUUCCCCACUGCCAUCUUUGAAUCAAAAGGAUUCCGCUGUCCCCAGCACUGUUGCUCUGCCUGUUGCAUGGAGAAAGAUAUCUACAAAGCAAGUAAAGGUCGCAUGAUGAGAUGUUUGAGAUGUCCAGUAGCCUAUCACUCUGGAGAUGCUUGCAUUGCUGCCGGAAGCAUAUUUGUAUCCUCGUACAUUCUCAUCUGUAGUAAUCAUUCCAAACGGAGCAGCAGUUCAUCCUCUGCCAUAAAUGUAGGCUUUUGUUUCGUUUGUGCUAGAGGGCUGAUAGUUCAGGACCAUUCAGACCCCAUGUUCAGUUCAUAUGCCUAUAAGUCCCACUACCUACUGAAUGAAUCAAAUCGUGCAGAGUUGAUGAAAUUACCUAUGAUUCCUUCUUCGUCAGCUUCCAAAAAGAAAUGUGAGAAAGUUAUUAAGACUGUUUAUUUGUUUCAAGGUGGAAGAUUGCUCUGCUGUGAAUCGUGCCCGGCUUCCUUCCACCCAGAAUGCCUGAGCAUAGAAAUGCCAGAAGGCUGCUGGAAUUGUAAUGACUGUAAAGCUGGCAAGAAACUACAUUACAAGCAGAUUGUUUGGGUCAAAUUGGGAAAUUACAGAUGGUGGCCAGCAGAGAUCUGCAAUCCCAGGUCUGUGCCACUGAACAUCCAGGGCCUUAAGCAUGACUUGGGGGACUUCCCUGUGUUCUUCUUUGGUUCUCAUGACUACUAUUGGGUACACCAGGGCAGAGUGUUCCCUUAUGUUGAAGGAGACAAAAGUUUUGCUGAGGGACAGACUAGUAUUAACAAGACCUUCAAAAAAGCACUGGAAGAAGCUGCAAAACGUUUCCAGGAAUUGAAAGCACAAAGAGAAAGCAAAGAAGCACUUGAGAUUGAAAAAAACUCAAGAAAACCCCCUCCUUACAAACACAUCAAAGCUAACAAAGUAAUAGGAAAGGUGCAGAUCCAUGUUGCAGACCUGUCAGAGAUCCCCCGCUGUAACUGCAAGCCUGCUGAUGAGAACCCGUGCGGCCUGGAGUCGGAGUGCCUAAACAGGAUGCUGCAGUACGAGUGCCACCCGCAGGUGUGCCCGGCUGGAGAGCGGUGCCAGAACCAGUGCUUUACAAAGAGGCUCUACCCUGAUGCAGAAAUCAUCAAAACAGAACGGAGAGGCUGGGGCCUCAGGACCAAAAGGAGCAUUAAGAAGGGUGAAUUUGUAAAUGAAUAUGUCGGUGAAUUAAUUGAUGAAGAAGAGUGCAGAUUGCGAAUCAAGCGAGCCCACGAGAACAGUGUAACUAAUUUUUAUAUGUUAACUGUUACCAAGGACCGUAUAAUUGAUGCUGGCCCCAAAGGAAAUUAUUCUCGCUUUAUGAACCACAGUUGUAAUCCAAACUGUGAAACACAAAAGUGGACAGUGAAUGGAGAUGUUCGAGUUGGACUUUUUGCUCUUUGUGAUAUUCCUGCAGGGAUGGAGUUAACAUUUAAUUAUAACCUGGAUUGUCUGGGCAACGGCAGAACGGAAUGCCACUGUGGAGCAGAGAACUGCAGCGGCUUUCUGGGAGUGCGGCCGAAGCCAACAUGUGCGUCAACAACUGAAGAAAAGGCCAAAAAUGCUAAAUUAAAGCAGAAGAGGCGAAAAAUCAAAGCAGAACCAAAGCAGAUGCAUGAAGAUUACUGUUUUCAGUGUGGAGAUGGUGGAGAGCUGGUCAUGUGUGACAAAAAAGACUGUCCCAAAGCAUACCACCUCUUAUGCCUUAACCUGACUCAGCCACCGUAUGGAAAGUGGGAGUGCCCGUGGCACCAGUGCGGUGAGUGCGGCAGCGCCGCCGUCUCCUUCUGUGAGUUCUGCCCGCGCUCCUUCUGUAAAGAUCACCGAGAGGGCGCUCUGGUUCCCUCGGCCCUGGAAGGCCGGCUCUGCUGCUCAGAGCACGACCCCGAAUCUCCUGUGUCAGCAGAGUACUGGAGCAAGAUCAAAUGCAAGUUGGAAUCGCAGGAUCGUGGAGAAGACCUGAGAGAAUAAAUGGGUGGUGAUUUCUUUUUUUUCUUUUUAUUGAAAUGACAAAAAGAAAAGAAAAAAGGGGAAUCGGUGACGCGUUAGUGGAAGAAGAGCCGGCUGCGGUGCGCGCGGCCUUGGCCUUCAGCGCUGCCUUACUGAAGUGCGAAUGGGGAGCCGGGUGGCGCGGGCAGGAGCAAUUGCUGGGAUCUGGUUCUGUUUUGUCAGCUUGCGGCCUCUUCUGUAGCGGGCCAGAUUCCCUUGGUCUUUUCUUGCCUUUUAUUGUGCUUCAAUGCCUUUGCAGCUGGAAAAAGAGAUGUCUUCACUUUUAGAAGAGAAAGUUAUGUUAAUGAGAUAAAUUUGAAGUCUCGGAUGUGUUCCUUGGGUGUAAAAAGCAAAAGUAGCCAUCAUUCCUUUAUUUAUUUUCUUCUUUUUUUUUUUUUUUUAUCUUAAAAAUGUAGUCAGGUAGUCUGUUCAGUGUGCGUGUGCGUCUCACGUAGGAGCUGGAGCAGGCCCUCUGGAAAAGGCUCUGAUGAUCUUCAUAUACCUCUUUGCUGAGCAGUAGGGAGGCUGACUUCUCUUUCCCUUCAGAACGUCUUUCGUAGUCUCAGAGAAGGGCUUUAUGGGAGUAUUGGAUCUGGCCUCUUGAGAACAAAAUGCCUCAGUGGAUUUUACCUCUGUGGUCUUAACCUAGGUGGGCUUUAUGACGUGAUAACUCUACCUAGAAAGGAAUGUAAUGUGGUUUUGGGUUUUGGAGAAAGACAGAAGGGGGUGCGUUCACUGAGUUGGAAAUAUUUUCCAUUGAUCGUGGACAUUUUUGAUGAAGUGUGUUUAUGUGGACGUGAGUGGUCAUCCCCCCUCUAUCCUAGCACACUGACAAAGGCAGAUAACGGGAGACGAGAGGCCCAGACCAGACACUGUAUCAUACAAGCACCAUUUUCUGUUCAGUAUAGUGGAGCCCCCUCGUCCAUCUUGGAGAGAAUUAAGGGCAUUUCCUCUCUUGUCUCUGCUUCCCUGUCCCAAUCAAACAUUCCCUUUGUCAGCUCGCUGGCCGCUCAGCCAUGUUUCCUAGUGGGAACUACACAAAUGAAUCUGAGCUGUAUCUGAGUAGGUUUCUUGGUUUAGUUCCUAAUUUGGGGGGCAGAAGGGGUAGGGGCAGCCCCAAGUUCUAUGUAGACAAUUUAUAUCUCAUAUUAUCUAGUAACCAACAUCGCCCCCAUUGAGGAAGGGGGACACUUCUACAGGGUAGGUAAGAGCCACACAAACACACUUCGUUGUAGGAAGCACUUAGGGAAGCUCCCGAGAAAGCAGCAUUAGCAAAAAUGGUUGGUGGUGAUGCUUGGAUCUCACAGAUGCAAGUGUACCAAGGUGUCUGCCCACAAAAUUCACUUGCAUUUCAUGUUUAGGAAUAUGUAUAUUCCAGUAUUCCUGGUAUGAAGUAAUUAGUCAUGUCAGACCUUGUUGUAACACUGUGCUAAGUAGAAGUCUAGGGCUAGCUUGAAUGAACUAUAACUUUCUCUGUGGAUUCUGACUGCUUACAGUUGCUGAUACCUGGUAGCAUUUAUUUUCCCUCAAGAAGUUUCUAGGAACCUUAUGAAGGUUGAGAGAGUAGAUGCUCGGCCACAUUCCUUCGGUUGUGUCACGCGUGUUCCUUUUUUCUUGUCAAUUUAGAGUUCUUCUCUGGAAAAAAGAAGAAACACUGUUUUGUGCCUCUUUUUUUAAUGUAAAUGUGUAAUCGUACUGGGUUUUCUCUUGUAAAAAAAAUCAAAACAAACAAAAACCACACUACAUUUCCUUUACUUAGCUCCUAAACUGCCAUUUGCCUGAUUCCAGCAAUUAAUUCUGAGGUGACUUCUUGGGCCUCCAGUAAUUCUAUUGAUCAGACAUGGUCCCAGAAGAAAGAGCAAAAUGGAAAAUGCUGUACGUGUUACCAAAUAUAAUUGCUAUGAGUAACAUGAAGUACAGCUUCACCAAAACACUAAACUCUUUGCAACAUAAUUGCUCUUGAGCAAUUAUAUGGUUUGAUAUCCUUUUAAAAAAUAAUUUAAGAAAAUCUAGGUUUUAUCAUACUAAAACUUUAUAUAUAUAUAUAUAUAUAUACAUAUAUAUAUAUAUAUAUAUAUGAUAGAUGUUUGCUUUUUUAAACUUACUAACAUGAAGGAUUUCCUUUAACAUUCGAAGUGCAACUCUUGUUGAAAUAGUAUCAAACAUGAAAUCUUCUCUCUUUGCUUUGUUUCCAACUCAGUGCUAUUUAAUAUCUGAGGACUUUUCUACGGUAAGCCAGGGUACAUCCUCUGCACUGCAGGUACCUUAGGUUUAAGUAUUUUUAUGCAGCUUCUUCAUUGUGUCGUGUUUGGUUCAUGUAUCUGUAACAGCUCUGCUGAGAUUUCAUCGUUUUUGUUGGGGGUGGGGGGUACCUAAUAGGAUUUGUUCUGCCAUUUCAGAAAUCAGGGUAGAAAACAAAGUGGCUAACCACAGCUCUGGAGUCUUUGUCCGUGACUGCUCUUUAACAGUCCGAAAAGUGGCUUCGGUCCUGCCAGUGCCAAGGAGCUCUCCUCACACCUCCGUGGUGUCACUCCUGACCUCUUUCAUGUAUUUCCAAGUUGCAGGUGAUAGAAGCAGAGAGGGAGAGAGAGUUGCGCUCACUGCGCCUCGCCAGUGAGGUAUUCCAAAAGACGUGUCUCUCUCUCAGGCUUAAGUUGGUAUUUGUUAACUUUUAAAUCUGUAUGUGUGGUCAGAGCAUAGAUGGUUGGUUUUUAUUCUUGUCCAAAAAUGAGAUAGCUCAUGGCAGCAUGGGAUAAUGGUGGUAUUUUUUUUUUAGCCUCCUGUUAAUUCUUUGGAAGAAGAAGUGAAUGUAAAAUUUUUGAUCAUCAGCGUAAAGCUUCAGAAAUCAGACAGUAACAACUACAGAGGAAAUCCUGGAAGCCCUCCAGGCACGUGCAGUGCAGGAAGGGGCUGGACCCCGGUCACAAGGGAGUCAGGAGGGCCGCCUGGGGCUGGGAGGGGGUGGCUGACCCUUCAUUCCUGGAAGGCCAAAGCAGCUGGAGGAAGUGAUUCACUCCUGUAAUAUCUAAUCAGGGCUAGAGUCAGGAGGGAGGUGGGUUUUAUUUUCAUUUUUAUCUUAUAAGUUCCUCCUCUACCUUAAUUCUCAAAAAUGAUGGCCUGAGCUAUAGAAUAGGCUGCCUUUUAGAAUCAUUGAAACUUGGAGCUGUGUGUUCAAGUCAGGACCAUAUCUUAAAUAAAUAAAUAAAUAAUGGCGGGGGAGGGGGGGGGUUGGUGGCUGCUCCUAGCUCCCUUCUGCCAUUUCCACAGACUAUUUGGAAACGUGCUUGUGAAAAAUGUUUUGAAAUUCUGAGAUAAUCAUGUAAAGGACUCUCAGGGCAGGCUGUUGGACACGUUUCUUUCAUGGUUCAUGAAGUAGAGUUUCCUUUUGGACUAGUCACGUGGUCUGUGCUCCACAGGGCCGGACCCAGAGCUGCAGUGUGGAGGGUGGGGAGGCCGCUGUGCAGGGGGGAGUCUCUGCACUGCCCGGGAUUCGUGGCUCGUCCUUCACUUCCUUUUAAGUCCCACGCUCUUCCUUUAGCAUUCACCUUAAAGUCAAGGUGCUGCCACAUGCCACGUCCCAACAGGGUAAGGAAACGAGUUGCCGUGGAGUCCUCACGGCUUGGGAAUCUUACAUUUGAUGUACUUCUCCGUGAGGUACCAUGACCUUGGGAAGUUGCUUGAUCGCUGGGCAGCGCAAAUUCCGCUCCACUUCCUUCUUCCAAGGCUGCGGCAUCUGGCCGCCCCAAGUCGUUGGGCCUUGUUGCUGCGACUUGACGAGAUCAUUGGGAACCAUUUCCUUUGGCCCAGAGCCACCUCGAAUUGGUCCCUGGUUAUCUGUAAACAAAGAGUAGAACUCCCAGUUUCAGAUGAGCUGGGGAAUAGAUGUAAUUAGACAGCUUUGCCAUGUAUUAACAAAUACUGAAAAGUUGGGAAUUUGUAUAUACUGAAAUCUACCGACUUUUACCUGGGGCGGGGACCGGGAGAGAAGGGGUAGAAUAGGGUGAGGGCGGGGACUGAUCAUGUUUACCACAGGUACGAAGUAGUCACUUUAACAUUGAGACCUCUGCCUCAUUGAAUUCAGGUUUUUUAAGUACUUGAAACUCUUCAGAUUCCCCUUAUUUUACAGUUAUUUUUAAAUUUAUGAAGUAGAAAGCAUUGUUUUGUAUACUGUUUUGAAAACAAAUAGCCUAGUCUCUUAUCCUCUUUAGCUUGGAUUAAAGGCAAAGUUCUGCAAAUGGGAGAGGGUGUCCACAGUAGAUAUCUCAGAUUUCAUGUAUGCAUUUGAGGAAGAGACUCUUGCAUGAAAUACCAGCAGCAUUUUUAUGAAUAUUUCCUAUGUAUGUUCUUUAUUUUUCAUUUUGUCAGCCCUAUCCCCGUGCACCUCCUCUUUCCUUUUAAUAUAUAUGCCUGUGUAGGGAAAAAAACAAAAAUUUGCACUUACGUUGCACUCCUGAAAUGCAGGGUGUAACCUGCGUGUUUCAAAAAACAUUUCCGUUCUUUUCUUGUCAGUCCAUUGCUUAGGUGACAAGUUCAGGUGCUUGUGGCACAUACAUGUGAAAGGGGAGGAGGAGGAGAGCGACCUGUGCCUCAGUAGCCCGUGCAAGUCCAUUACGUGUAAGACAAAGGGAAAAGAUAAACAGUUGCCAAAGUCAUUUAUUCAGCCCCUAGUUUUCUUACGUGACCUUCUCCAUCUGCGGAUUAGCAAGAAAGCACCCUUGGGUGCCAGUGUGCCCUCUCCCUGCCUGCUGCAGACCUCUGACUCGAGCUGGUGGCUCUCAGCAGCCAGCAGAUCCCCGAGAUAAGGUAUUCGUAAGGUAUUCUUGUCAGUUUAGGAGUGGACUGGAUAAAAUUUACUUUUCUACUUUUAUCUCAUUUGUGCUGUCACAUACCCUGUGUCAAAAAAGAAAAUCAUAUUGCCUCCGAUGACCAAGAUGCUAAAUGAUGAUUACAACUGGCUAAUAAUUAGGUCCUUUUUAUAUACAGGGGUGUGUGCAUAAUUGGAAUUGGUAUGAGAAAUUCAUUUGUAACCACUUGUGAUAUUGCACAACAAACACAGAUACCUACAGAUUCUGUUUUCAUUUUCUUGUGAUCUUUAUCUAUGAUAAUGACCUUUGUAGAUUGGUUAUUUCUGUACUUUGUUUAUCUGUAAUAAACUUUGUAGAUCCUGUGAAAUGUUAUUUUGCCUAAAUCACUUGAGAUUUGAGUCUUUAAUAACAGAGCAUCAAUAUUCACUAAAGUCAAUCUCUUUUGGGUUUCUGUGGCUUGGCUAGAAGCUCUUGACACUAAGGGAUUAGUGUUCAUUUUCCCUGGGGGGUGUUCCACUAGGGCAUUACUGUAUAAUGACUUGAUGUUGCCACAUAGACUUCAAGAUACAUGAUAUUUUGGGGAUUUUGUUGAUCGACCUAUGUUUUACUGCAUAGUGUGAAACGUGUAAAGCUUGGUUAACCUGUAUAUAGAUAGCUUAUUGGUGACUAGUUACAGUACAUUUAGGAUUGCCUGUAAUUUUAAGCUUCUAACUACUGUGUGUGCUGGUAGGAACAUAAAUUUUUGUACAUUAUAUUUACUGAGAUGUUGCCUUUUUUUAUUUGACAACUACUUUGGAAUUCAGACGUGUUUUUUGCUUCCGUGAGGAUUAAUUUGGAAAGGUUCUUAAUGACAUUCCACUGAUUUCAGAUUUUGCUUGAGAUUGACUUCAAUAAAUUGUCCUGUAUGUUACAAA